Erythranthe guttata (spotted monkey flower) is the source of this 1660-nucleotide messenger RNA. Its product is annotated as protein-protein interaction regulator family protein. NCBI's taxonomy places the organism in Eukaryota, Viridiplantae, Streptophyta, Magnoliopsida, Lamiales, Phrymaceae. The record is from RefSeq and is a predicted model, not a curated record. Gene Ontology annotation, cellular component: catalytic step 2 spliceosome.
AAAAUUAGCUUCAUCAACAACUGAGGUCAGGGUUUCAAACCCAAGGGUUUUUUUCUUCGCGAAGCACACUUACACACAACGCACGCACAAUGGACAGCACAGUGGCAGCGGAGAAGACGGAGUUAGAACUCCGGAGAGAGAUCGACGAACUCCACCGCCAACAGCGCGAGAUUACAGAGCGGCUUCGAGAUCCCAGGGGAAUUCGCCGCGGUGGCAUAACGGCCACCGGACCUCGCAAUUUCGCCGCCAAUGGCGGUCGACAGCGCGGCUUUGUUCGACCUGCGGAGAGGGACGAGGGCGAGGACCAACCGCCGACGAAAAGACGAUUAUCUUCAGCUGUUGUGAAGGUUGAGGAAGGGGAAAUAAUAGAGGAAGGUUCGGAAGCUGCAGUUGAUGUGGAAAAGAAAGAUGCAGCUCUUGAAUUAGGAGAGAUUGCAAAUGUGAGUGCAGGUCAGGAUGUGAAAAUGGGGUCCAAUUGGUCCAGGAGGAAUUCUGACCAGAGGCCAUCUAAAAUGGAUUUUGAAGUCAAUCCAGUAGAACAUGUACCAAGGGUGUUGCCUAAGAACGAGGACCCUAGUUUGGUCAGCAGGAAUAAGAGGAUGUUAGGUCAGCUUCUCGGGACUUUGGAGAGGUUCAGGAAAGAAGACCAGAAACUGUCGGGUACAGAGGCGUAUAUGAGGAGAUCUGAUUCUUUGAAAAGGGCUGAGGAACGAGCACGCGAAGAAAGUGAAAAGCUGAGGCAGCAAGAACGUGAACAGAUGGCAGAAAAGCGGAAGAGAGAUUUGACUCUCAGAGCACGUAUUGCUGCAAAGGCAGAGGAAAAGAAAUUGGAAUUGCUGUUUCUUCGGUGGAGUGAGCACCACAAAAAACUUGGAAAUUUCACAAGGACCAAGGCAGAACCUCCGAUUUUCUACAUGUUCGCCAAACCUCUGGAUCAAGAACCAACUAUAACCGAGCGGCAGAAAGAACAGGAGUUCCAAGAAUGGAAGGCUGUUAGGAGAGAGGAACUAUCGCAAUACCAGAAGCAGAUUGCGGAGCAAUACGUAGCGAAUGUGGACAAAGAGCAAGAAAGGUGGCAAAACGGAAGGAAAGGUAGGAGAACAAAUAAUGUAGUGGCGAACUUACAGGAGACAAUGGACAAAGAACUGGAGACGCAUCAGCUUGAGCAUGGUCCGAAAACGAGAAAAAUACCUGGGCAGGACAACAAUGAAGAUGACGAGGAUGAUGACGUGGACGACAUGAAUGUUGCAGAGGAUGAUUUGAUGGACGAUGUACUCGGUGGUGGUGUUAAUGAAACGGUGAAAGUAGAAGCAGGUAAUGGUGCGAGUCCAGUUCAGGACAAGAAGGAUGACUAGAUAUAUAAUACUCGAUGCAUAAUACUCGAUGCGAGAAGAAACGAGUGUUUGGUAAGUUUUCAAAUUGUUUGGUUUUCCUUUUUCUUUUCUGAGUUUUUGUGUUGUUUUAUUUGUGAAUUCUUUUGUAGGAACGGAAGAUCAUAUGUAUUGUGUUUUUAGAUUUAUUUUCCGCGUUGCAAAUUUUUUGUUUUUGGGUGACAUUGAUUUAUCGACGGGCGUUUUCGGUUCUUAGAGAUGUAUUUGAACAUGCAUGGCUAAAUUUGUUUCAAAUAUUUUAUGAGUUCAUACAUAUUAGGAAUUAAGGA